This is a messenger RNA of Diospyros lotus (date-plum), 3503 nucleotides long. RefSeq lists its product as uncharacterized. The transcript is spliced from 3 exons. The record is from RefSeq and is a predicted model, not a curated record. Bases 2230 to 3249 code for a protein of 339 amino acids. NCBI's taxonomy places the organism in Eukaryota, Viridiplantae, Streptophyta, Magnoliopsida, Ericales, Ebenaceae.
UGUUCUAUGAACUCGUCUCUUAUAGCCUACUCUCCACCACAUUCUGUCUUUCUCUCUCUCUCCUCUCUCCCUCUUUAGGGUUUCUUCAACCCUUCACUUUUCAGAAGCGAGAUUCGAAAUCGGAAGCUGAAAUCGUUUGCUGGAGGAUAAAGAUACGCGGUUGUUUCGGAUCGACUGGCCUUUGAGGUUCUGGUAAAUUUUCUAAUCUGAAAAAGAAAAAAAAGCCCUAAGUUUGAUUUGCUUGGCAGAUCGGUCGUUUUUCCUCGGGUUUUGUCUUUGUUCGGGUUACUUUUAUGCGGAUUCUGGUGUACGUCGGACUGUUGACGAUCGUGCUGAUUAGGGCUUGAGGUUCUUUGAGGGCGGGGGUUAGGUUUUCCGCCUGAUUUUAGCCGGAUAUGCCGUAAUUUAGUUUUCUGGGUUGGAUUUCGCAUGUGGACCAUGUGGGGAUUCUGUGUGUUUGCUUUCUAAUCUGAAAAUUAUCACUUCAAUUCAAGCAAACGGUCUCUUUUUUCUUUUUGCCUUUUCACUUUCUUAUCGUUCUUUUUUAUUAAACUAGUUGGAAGAUAGGGUUUAUUUUCGUGCGAUUAUAAAUAGAAAUCGUAGUAGAAAUAAAAAGGCAGACAACUGGGCUGAGUUCUACCGACAAAAUUGUGUGAGGUGACUUAUACUCCGGUAUGUGAACUUCAAUUCACCAGUUUGAUCUUUCUUUGACAGUUAUAGCUUUAAAAAAGGCUUUUCAAUGCUUGCAAUUUGAUAAAACCUUGUGAAAGUAAAUGAAGUGUACCUGAUGAAUGGAAUUGUCAUGGGCCUAUAAAGGCAUUUCAUAUUUCAUAUAAUGGUAUAUGAAGUACUCUUAUGGUCUAUUAUUUCUUAUUGUAAUUUGACAACUUUGCAUUUCAACAAUUCCCAUUGUGUACAUUGCCUUGAGUUGAAUCCUUGAUGGUCUGGACUUAUAAUGUUGUUACAUCAGUGUCUACAUUGUGUAUGGCUAUAUGUUUAGAUGAGAUGUAUAAACUUGUAGAAUACAUUGAUUGGUUGUUACUUUUUAUCUAUCUUUUUUUAGUCAUAUACUAUACUAUAGAAAGUGUACUCUAUGUUUUCCUUUAUCAAAAGGAAAGCUUGGGUCGUGUUUGAUUGGUGUUUAGUUAGAGUGGUGGAGAAGCACCAGUUAGAAGAAGAGGUAAUUAAGAAUGGACUGCAAAAGAAUAUUUGAGAAAUUAAGCAAAUGAAUAAGGGUUAGAACAUUUGAAUGAAUUAUUGAUAAAAUAGAACAGUUUUAAUGGGGGCAGUUAUCUCACCAGAUGAGGCCUUAUGAUUGUGAAAUGGGUUUUGUAUGGAUUAAGAGUAUCUUGGAGCUGGGAAUUUAUGCUUUAUAUAUGUUGUUUGGCAGAUUCCAUAAUCAGCAUUUUGCAGGUGAUGCGUAGCUUCUUUUUGUUUUAUGUUCUCUUUAUGUAGUUCCUGUUGGCUGUCCAAUUUCCUGAGGGAUGUUUAUCUUUUGUCACAGUUUUAUCUCCUUAACAUAUAAUCUAAUAAAACAAGAAUAUUAAUGUUGACAAUUGCCCACCGAAAUGGUUGUCUGGUUAUGGUUACCAUUCAUUCUUGGCAUUGUUGUGUGAAAGAAAGCUGUUGAGGAAUCAGAGCCAUCCAGUGCAUGUUCCAACAUGUAUUCUCUCACCACAUCCAUUGUUGUUAAAAUCGCGAGUUGACUCGUAUGAUUUUACGAGUCAGCAAGUGUUAAACAAGUCAUCUCGGAUGUAGUAUCGGUUGUGGCAAAAUUGGAGCAAACUCGCUAGUGGAACUUGUAAACUCAGACCGAGUUUACCGAGUUCAAUUUAGGCCCCAUUUCCAGGUUAGAGACGGAAACAUUUCCAUCUCUAACCAACAUAUAUAUAUGUGUAUAUAUAUAUAACGUGUUGCUGACUGCUCCGUAAGUUGUCUCCUUCAAACCUAAUUGGCUGCUGAAACCCUUGCAAUCGACGCUCCCCCUUGCUGCGAUGUGCUUGAUCGGAGUUCUCCCUUGCUGCAAUGUGGUUGAUCGGUGUGGCGGUGUCGGUGGUGCUUGCUGCGUGCAAUUGCUCUGUAUUUGCUCUGCUUCUUCUUCGUUUGUUCACGGGUUCACCUUCCAAGUUCAAAUAAUCAAAGCCUCAAAGUUUGUACUAUUCUGCUACUGUCUAUUCUGAGGUGCCAAACAUUUGUUCAGAGUUUGUGCUGAUAUAUUGACAUCUCAACAUGCCAAAGGAGAGGAGAGAUCGUUCUGUUUCUUUUGAUAGAUCCCAGGCAUCUCCUUAUACUAGUAGCUCUAGUCGCCCAAGACAAUCCUUGCCCAAAAACUCUGAAAGUGAAGAUAACAUGAAAGAAUGGGAGGAAGCACGAUGUCCUGUCUGCAUGGAACAUCCACACAAUGCAGUUCUCCUUGUAUGUUCAUCCCAUAAUAAAGGCUGUCGCCCUUACAUGUGUGACACAAGCUACCGCCACUCAAACUGUUUUGACCAGUUUCGGAAAUCAUUUGCUGAAACAUCAUCAGCAACACCUCAGCAACAAGAAAGUGCUCCACUACCAUCAGAACAUUCUACCAAUGAUUUGAUGUCAGAAGCCAUGGUGGCCAAUUUGCAGGUUGAAAGGGUUGAGGAAGGUUCCACCUCAUUACAUCCCCUCUCAUGCGAAGACAAGGGAAAGUCAAAGCUGCUGUGUCCUCUCUGUCGCGGGCAUAUCACUGGAUGGAUUGUGGUGGAGUCUGCUCGGCAUUUCAUGAAUGCAAAGUCAAGAAGCUGUGCGUGUGAGACUUGCAGUUUUAGUGGCUCGUAUAAAGAUCUGAGGAAGCACGCAAGGCUGGAACAUCCUGAUGUCAGGCCAUCAGAGGCGGACCCAGAGAGGCAGCGCAGUUGGAGGAGGCUAGAGAGGCAGAGGGAUUUUGGAGAUUUAAUUAGCACUCUCCAAUCUUCUAUUGGAGAGGAAAGGAGUGACGAUAGCCACUUGUCUUUUGAUGAUGAGGGCUGGCUUACCGUGUAUUUCCUCAUUCGAGUUUUCCGACCUGGGAGUGGUUUGAGAAGCAGUAGCUGGUCUAGUACCUCAAGAACGAGGGCACAAGUGACUGUCAGACGGAGAGCAAGGCUUUGGGGGGAAACCCAUGACGGGGAAACUGAGUCUGCUUCGAGAGAUGAGGAUAAUGACUCUUCAGAUGGUGGAUCGGGCUCUUGGUGGCCACGUGACUGGACCAGGCGACGACCCACACCAGACAAUGAGUUAUGAUUGUCAUACCAUUUCCAAUUUGCUCAUUAUUUAUGCUUGGAUAUCUCAACUGUGGACGAAUGACAGGAAAGAAGUGCAAGUUAUUUUGCUUAAAAAUAGGUCCACUCAGUUAAGCUAUUACUUGGGAAUUGCAGAUUGUAUUGUGUACCAGGGAAAGGAAACAGUUUUAAUUUUUAUCUUUAAAUUAGCCAAUUUUCAUUUCUUUGGCAUAUGGUACGUCUUAUAUAUAUUCAUGGGCUUCUAGUUGAACUGAA